GUCAAUGACCCAAGUAAACGUUGGUUUCUAUGGAAGAGACACCCCUUUAAGUAGACAGGAACUGACACAUUUUUUCCUAUGGUAAAUGGCCUGAGUGAGCCAUCUUCAUUUAUCCAACGUCUUUGGAUAUACACAGACUGGCGGAGUGGAGCGAGAAACGGUGAGAGUAAAAAGGCUUACUUUAUUUGGCCGUCAAAAAGCCACCCGCGUAACAAUUUUAUACUGUUGGGCUGUCCCGUGAAGAGAUCCCGCCAUGCGUGAAUACAAGCUAGUGGUGCUAGGCUCGGGAGGCGUGGGCAAGUCCGCUCUGACAGUCCAGUUUGUGCAGGGAAUCUUUGUGGAAAAGUACGACCCAACAAUAGAAGACUCCUACAGAAAGCAAGUGGAGGUAGAUGGACAGCAGUGCAUGCUUGAAAUCCUCGACACAGCCGGCACAGAGCAGUUCACUGCCAUGAGAGAUCUGUACAUGAAGAACGGUCAGGGCUUUGCCCUGGUAUACUCCAUCACAGCACAGUCCACGUUCAACGACCUGCAGGACCUGAGGGAACAGAUCUUGAGAGUCAAGGACACAGAAGAUGUGCCUAUGAUCCUGGUGGGUAAUAAGUGUGAUCUGGAGGAUGAGAGGGUGGUGGGCAAGGAGCAGGGUCAGAACCUGGCCAGACAGUGGAACCACUGUGCCUUUUUAGAGUCCUCCGCAAAGUCAAAGAUCAACGUCCUCGACAUCUUCUACGACUUGGUCAGACAGAUAAAUAGUAAAACGCCUGUGGAAAAGAAGAAGGCGAAAAAGAAAUCAAACUGUGUCCUGCUCUAAAGGUCCCCUCCACCCUGCAGCAGCUCUGAGCCAGAAUGCUGUAAUGAAGAACUGUUGCCCAGAUUGGACCCGUGCCAGCAUUCUGACAGCCCCGCCUCCCCCAUCAGCCAUAAACGGUGACAACACAAAUAGCCGCCUGCUGAUUCGCUAGUAUCAAGAUAUCAAGGCAGGAUACAAGGAGAGAGAAGACUGGUGUCUAUCUCACUCAGACUUCUCUGAUCUGACAUCAGUGAGCCCUGAAGGACAAUCUUCAUUUCCCACAUGUUGAACCACCAUAAACUCUCUGAAAGUCUCUGAAAUGUCAAUGGUCUGGCCAACCGAGAGCCCCCUCCUUUUUUGAGAGUUUAAAAACGAUUACCAACGAAGGGGAAAAAAGACUUCAGUAUUUUACAUCUUUGCAAUAUAUCGUAUUUGAAGACAUGGAAGUUGACUUUAGUUGUAUGAGUACAAAUAUCUGCAGACAGCAUGAUCACAUCUGGUAUUAAGUGUAGUAAGAACUUUCAAGUGGAAGUAGCAACUUUUUUAUAGCCAUACACCCAUUUCCCAGUGCCAGUCGUGUCAAUGGUGGACCAUAUGUAUUUUGGUGUCGCUUAACUCCAUGGACUUUCUCUUCUGCAAAUAUCUCUGUGACUUAAUUUUAUACUCAGUCACUGGGAUUUCAUAGUUCCCGUAAUAUAUUCUAAUGCCAUUUUUUGCAUAAUAAUGCUUGAGAAAAGGUAUUUUAUAGAAGAAAUAUGGGGGGGGAAGGAUUAAUUUCUGUCUCUUGAAGCUGAAAUAUAUACUAAACCAACUUUAAUAAUGCUUCUUGUGUUUUUGUCAAAUGAUGUUCCAGCUUUUAUGGAUUAUUAAAUUUAGUACAUUUUAA
Molecule: messenger RNA, 1676 nt
Organism: Salvelinus fontinalis (brook trout)
Lineage: Eukaryota; Metazoa; Chordata; Actinopteri; Salmoniformes; Salmonidae
Product: ras-related protein Rap-1A-like
Exons: 8
Coding region: 254-811 (185 amino acids)
Biological process (GO): cellular response to cAMP; Rap protein signal transduction; negative regulation of synaptic vesicle exocytosis
Cellular component (GO): plasma membrane
Molecular function (GO): GTP binding; GDP binding; GTPase activity
Source: RefSeq, a predicted model, not a curated record